This is a messenger RNA of Pan troglodytes (chimpanzee), 960 nucleotides long. Its product is annotated as olfactory receptor 5AP2-like. The coding region runs from base 1 to 960 and encodes 319 amino acids. The transcript has a single exon. Lineage: Eukaryota; Metazoa; Chordata; Mammalia; Primates; Hominidae. Gene Ontology annotation, cellular component: membrane. Gene Ontology annotation, biological process: G protein-coupled receptor signaling pathway. Gene Ontology annotation, molecular function: G protein-coupled receptor activity; olfactory receptor activity. The record is from RefSeq and is a predicted model, not a curated record.
AUGACACCUGGAGAACUAGCCCUUGCCAGUGGCAACCACACCCCAGUCACCAAGUUCAUCUUACAGGGAUUCUCCAAUUAUCCAGACCUCCAGGAGCUUCUCUUCGGAGCCAUCCUGCUCAUCUAUGCCAUAACAGUGGUGGGCAACUUGGGAAUGAUGGCACUCAUCUUCACAGACUCCCAUCUCCAAAGCCCAAUGUAUUUCUUCCUCAAUGUCCUCUCGUUUCUUGAUAUUUGUUACUCUUCUGUGGUCACACCUAAGCUCUUGGUCAACUUCCUGGUCUCUGACAAGUCCAUCUCUUUUGAGGGCUGUGUGGUCCAGCUCGCCUUCUUUGUAGUGCAUGUGACAGCUGAGAGCUUCCUGCUGGCCUCCAUGGCCUAUGACCGCUUCCUAGCCAUCUGUCAACCCCUCCAUUAUGGUUCUAUCAUGACCAGGGGGACCUGUCUCCAGCUGGUAGCUGCGUCCUAUGCAUUUGGUGGAGCCAACUCCGCUAUCCAGACUGGAAAUGUCUUUGCCCUGCCUUUCUGUGGGCCCAACCAGCUAACACACUACUACUGUGACAUACCACCCCUUCUCCACCUGGCUUGUGCCAACACAGCCACAGCAAGAGUGGUCCUCUAUGUCUUUUCUGCUCUGGUCACCCUUCUGCCUGCUGCAAUCAUUCUCACCUCCUACUGCUUGGUCUUGGUGGCCAUUGGGAGGAUGCGCUCAGUAGCAGGGAGGGAGAAGGCCCUCUCCACUUGUGCCUCCCACUUUCUGGCCAUUGCCAUUUUCUAUGGCACCGUGGUUUUCACCUAUGUUCAGCCCCAUGGAUCUACUAACAAUACCAAUGGCCAAGUAGUGUCUGUCUUCUACACCAUCAUAAUUCCCAUGCUCAAUCCCUUCAUCUAUAGCCUCCGCAACAAGGAGGUGAAGGGCGCUCUGCAGAGGAAGCUUCAGAUCAACAUCUUUCCCGGCUGA